CUCAGGUGUCAAAGUAAAGGUGUUUAUACCUCUCGCGGGUGUCUCCUCUCCGGCGUAUCUCCAGUUACUGUCCUCUACUUCAGUGCAGUAUUAGGUUAGUUUUUUGGGCUGUGUUUGUGUUCAGAUGACGGCGCAGGUAGACUACCUGGUGGUGCUUUUCACCGCCACAUCUGGCGCCAGCGGAGAGCUGCUGGGCUCUGACGAGAAGGAGCUGGUUCAGUUGGUUUGGCAGCUGGUGGAUGUAAAGAACAAAAAGUUGGGCAAGGUGAAUGAGCUCCUCAUUAAGCCUGACCUCUCAGACUUGACAGAGGAAAAAGAGGAGGAGGAUGUGGUGGAGGAGAGCGUGGAAGAGGAGAAUAAGUCUGGAGCAGAUAAUGUCUCCACCACCACAAGUCUUGAGGCAGCUUUAAACCUGUUUCAUCUACAGCUGACAAACGAGGUGAACAGCGCGGGCGCAGGCACGUCGGUGUGUUUGUGUACAGACGGGCAGCUUCACAUCCGCCAAGUGAUUCACCCCGAGGCAGCGAGCAAGAACAUCCUGGUCCCAGACUGUUUCUACUCCUUCUUCGACCUUCGGAAAGAGUUCAAGAAGCACUUCCCCGCAUCUGACCUCAAGGCUUCGAAUGUACACAUCAUGGCAGAGUCUCUUAGUAUACCUGUGGAUGUGCCCGCCAUGUGGGAUCCCUCAGCCACGAUGGAUCCCUCAGCCAUAUUGCCUGCAGAAAUAGCAGUACAGCACGUCCAGAUCAUGGGCAGCAUUGUCCUUGCCCUGCUUUCUGAGCCAUUUAGCCACACGUUUUCUACCCACGAGAAAGUCAGUGAGAAGUUUGAGACCGGCACUUGCAGUAAGAUGGAGAAAGUGUGUGACAACACGGUGAUCAGAGCCAGAGGGCUGCCGUGGCAGUCUUCUGACCAGGAUAUUGCUCGAUUCUUCAGAGGACUCAACAUUGCCAAAGGAGGGGCUGCACUGUGUCUUAAUGCUCAGGGGAGGAGGAACGGAGAAGCUCUGGUUCGUUUUGUCAGUGAAGAACACAGAGAUCUGGCGCUGCAGAGACACAAACACCACAUGGGCAACAGAUACAUAGAGGUUUACAAAGCAACAGGAGAGGACUUCCUCAAGAUUGCAGGAGGUACCUCCAAUGAGGUAGCAAUGUUCCUGUCUCGGGAGGACCAGAUCAUCGUGAGGAUGCGAGGUCUCCCUUUUACCGCCACACACGAGCAGGUGCUCAACUUUUUCUCCCCGGAGGAGGGCCUUAAAGAGACGUGUCCGGUCAGCGGAGGCAAGGAGGGCAUCCUUUUUGUUCGCUACCCAGACGGGCGUCCCACUGGUGAUGCCUUUGUUUUAUUUGCCUGCGACGAACACGCCCAGUGUGCUCUGAGGAAACACAAGGAAAUCCUGGGGAGAAGAUAUAUAGAGCUGUUCAAAAGUACAGCAGCGGAGGUGCAACAGGUUUUGAACCGGUACUCGUCGGCCCCUCUGAUCUCCGUGGCCCCCGCCCCCUUGGUCUCAAUGCUGCCCACGGUGUCUCUCCUGCCCCCUCCUGGUGGCGUGAGAGACUGCCUGAGGCUGAGGGGGCUGCCAUACACGGCGAGCAUAGAGGACAUCCUCACCUUCCUGGGCGAGUUUACACACGAUAUCAGACCACAUGGCGUGCACAUGGUCCUCAACCAGCAGGGUCGACCAUCAGGCGACUGCUUCAUCCAGAUGACUUCGGCCGAGCGGGCUAUUCAGGCCUCGCAGCGGCUCCACAAGCACAUCAUGUCCAGCCAGCGCGGCGCCAACAGCCGCUACGUGGAGGUGUUCCCCUGCAGUGCAGAGGAGAUGGGGCUGGUGCUGAUGGGAGGCUCGCUGAGUGGGACAGGGCUCAGCCCGCCGCCAUGUUUAUCUCCACCAUCCUACUCCUUCGCCCCCGCUCCACCUGUCAUGUCGACAGAGGCUGCUGCAGCCCUCUACCCUCCCAUUGGUCAGGUGUUGCUGGCUCCACGCCCCCUGCCACCAGGACAUGCCUACUACCCUGCUUCAGCUCAACUAUACAUGAACUACGCAGCCUACUACCCGAGUCCACCUGGCUCUCCUAACACCGUCGGGUUCUUCCCCUCCCCCUCCUCCCUGUCCUCCCUCUCCUCCCCGGGGGGGUUGGUGCGCAUGCCAGGUCUGACAUACAACAGCAACGGAGUCAAAGACCUUAUUAAUGCAGUGCAGGGAUACCAGUAUGCCCCCGAGGAUGCUCUCGUGCACGCCCACGGGCCUCUGCACGCUCACGACCCGACCGGGACUUUGCUUACGCAGCCCAAAGAAUGGAGUCCCGCAGAGUCCAUGCCUCUCCUGAGCAGCAGUCUGAUUGGUCAGUCCAGCGGAGGAGAUGCUCCUCUCAUGUCCCUCCCCGCUCUCAUGACCAAGCCGGCGGGGCAGUACCUGGACCUGACCCUGCUGUAGGGUCACAAAUAUACAAAGGUCAUGUGACAAUUUGUUAUGUGUCAAAGACUUGUAAUGUAUUUCUAGGUUUUUAAAAAAAAUAGUCUUUUAGAUGUGUUAUUUAUAUCUUUAAGAGCAGAAAUUAAUGUAUUUUAUACCAAAAUCAUUGUGGCCUUCGCCAAAAAAAUAGCAGUUUUUUGUCUUAUAUUGCACAGUGUGUAUUUUAAAAAGCUUUAUAGAGAUUUUUUUAAACAUGUUAUAUUAUAAUCACUAUGAUAUAUUUGCUAGCCAAAAUAGAGAAGAAUGACCUAGUAGCAACCGAGCUAAAUCUUUCCUGUAAGCUUUUCUGUGAAGAUUGAAAGUGUGUGUGAGUGUGUUUCAGUGUGAAAGAGAUGAAAAUGAGUAUUAUGCAUGGCUGUGUCGAUACAUCUUAAUACUCAAUCUGUUUAUGCAAUACAUUUUUAUGUGUUUAUAUACGUUUGAUACAGUACACAGUGAUUGUAUUGGAAGCUUUAGUGCAUGAAGAAGUUAGUAGUAAAACUUUAAGAUGUUUACAUAAUGCCAAAUAUCAAUGCACUGCUAAUCAAUAAGACUACUAAUGAAUAUUAUAGCAGUAUCUUUGAAUGAUAUGUUACACUGUGAGUUUGUCGAGCUGACUGAUCCUUGCAUCAGGUUUCACUUACAGAAAUGUGACAUCUCACACUCAUAAGCCCCUCCUGUCCUUAUGCACCCUAUAUGGGUUUGUUUCCACGUCCUGUAAUGCCAAUGUUGUCUUGCCCUUUUGUUGAGGACUCGCAUUUGAACAGAGGACAGUCCCAGUUCUCUGUAACCUAACCACAGGGUUGCUUUCUUCAAGAGGACUCGUGUCACGACCUUUCGUCUUACUGAGUGAAUCUCAGGAGCCAGAGGAGGUUUCAUUACUCACAUGAGAUGUUUCAGUCCAUCACACCUUCCUGGUCUUCUUUCCAUCGUCUACGUAGGGGAAUGCAAUGGAGCAAAGCUGCAGAAAUCCCCAUGGCCAUUUAUCUUUUUUUUACAGGAAUGCUCCCCUAAAAUAACCAUUUGUAUAUCAAUUAC
Molecule: messenger RNA, 3493 nt
Organism: Centropristis striata (black sea bass)
Lineage: Eukaryota; Metazoa; Chordata; Actinopteri; Perciformes; Serranidae
Gene: esrp1
Product: epithelial splicing regulatory protein 1
Exons: 17
Coding region: 125-2437 (770 amino acids)
Cellular component (GO): ribonucleoprotein complex
Molecular function (GO): RNA binding
Source: RefSeq, a predicted model, not a curated record